Pleurotus ostreatus (oyster mushroom) is the source of this 2988-nucleotide messenger RNA. RefSeq lists its product as uncharacterized. Gene Ontology annotation, molecular function: RNA polymerase II cis-regulatory region sequence-specific DNA binding; DNA-binding transcription activator activity, RNA polymerase II-specific. The transcript has 6 exons. NCBI's taxonomy places the organism in Eukaryota, Fungi, Basidiomycota, Agaricomycetes, Agaricales, Pleurotaceae. The record is from RefSeq and is a predicted model, not a curated record. The coding region runs from base 1 to 2988 and encodes 995 amino acids. Gene Ontology annotation, biological process: regulation of transcription by RNA polymerase II. Gene Ontology annotation, cellular component: nucleus.
AUGGCCCAAGCUGCUUGGUUGCCUCCAAUAUCGACCUCGGCAAACCCCGAACGCCGAUCAGAAUUCGUGGUCAACAGCGCGCCCUCUUCCUCAGUCGCGUCUCGCUGGGAUUUGGCCGACAUCCUCAAUCCUGCCAGAGACAACCACGACAGAAAGCUCUCCAUGGACUUUGCGGCCGCGACCUCGCCCUCCUCCUCCCAGCAUCCCCUUUACCAGCCAGAACUCGACCCAAACUUCAAUAUGCACUCCGCAGAUCACCAGCCACCCUCGUCUCACCACAAUAUGCAGCAGCUGGACGGCCUCGACACGGACCACACGAACUAUGAUAUCUUCAAUACAAACUCGGCGAAUACGUUCGCAUCGCACCGUUACAGGACAAAUGCCUCGUCGUCGUCGUCGUUGGGACCACCAUCAUACGGAUUGAACGGAGACAACUUGUAUUCGCAUCCUCCCUUUGGUGACUCGGUGCCACCGUUCAAUGGGUCAGGGAACAACCCGUACGAAGUGAUGAAUGGGAUGUCGUCGGCGUAUUCCAGCGGUAAGGUCUCGCCACUCACUCCCAGCGAUCCAGUUGGUGGCCUUCAACAUUCGUCUCCUUUCCCUCCUGGCAAGGACUUUUCCAAUGCACACCAGUAUCCAGACUUGAUCUCAGACCGUCGCCUCUCUGGCGUCAGUAACGGCAACUAUUCCUCUGAUUUCGACGGUGACUACCCAAUGGGCGCAGUUGGCACUGCCCUCCCGUUCCCGCAGGCACCUCCUCUUCAUCACUUCUCUGACCGGCGUUUCCACAACGGCCCACCACAGACAGUGCCAUCUCACUUGCCGCCCAGCCACAACGAUGAUAUCUUACGUGGAGUCGCACCACAGGCUACAAACUCAUUCCGGGAAGGCGGUGUCAACGGCUUCCCAGAUAUUCCGCACUACCUCGGCUCAAAUCCUCACCCAGAGAUUCCCCUCCGAAUGCCCGCUGUCGACGAAACCCUCGCUCGCAUGAGGAUCCACGGCCACUCCGUUAUGGGUGCCUCCAAUGAUCUUCAAACCUUCAUUCGGCCCUUCCUUGAUCAAUACGUGCGGACCCCGAAUCGCCUAGCGUUUGGAGAACGUACUGUGAUCGUUAUGUCGAGUAAAGUGGCUCAAAAAUCGUACGGCACGGAAAAGCGUUUCUUGUGUCCUCCGCCGACCGCUAUUAUGAUCGGCAACUCAUGGUGGACCGAUGUUGUGAGGAGAGGAGAGGAUCCGAAGUUAUGCCCUCCUCGUGUUACUGUCUCGAUUUCCGGCGAGCCCGUUCCACAAGAAGGUUCCAUAGAGUGGACUGGCUCCUCAGGCAAAUCCUUCGAUGUUAGUGACCCACCAACAGGCACUACAUACAUCGGACGUUGUGUCGGGAAACAACUUUUCAUUUCUGACGUCGACGAAAAGAAGAAGAAAGUCGAAGCUCUGGUUAAGAUUACUGCCCCCGCGUCCGACGAUGAGCCUGAGCGUGUAAUCGGUACCUUUCCAAGUCGUCCUAUCAAGGUCAUCAGCAAGCCCAGCAAGAAACGUCAGAGUGCUAAAAACCUUGAGUUGUGCAUCAACCAUGGUUCGACGAUAUCGCUUUUCCACAGGCUGAGGUCGCAGACAGUCUCUACCAAGUACCUCUGUGUCUCAGGAUCAGGGUCGUCCUUCAAAGGCUCAGACGGGGCACCCCUUAUGGGCUUGGACCAGCGAUCUCGCUCUACAACUCCCUCUUUUAUCGCCCGCACCGCUAGCUGGGAUCCGUUUGUGAUGUACAUUGUCGAUGUUAACAAGCCCGCGGGAGGCAUUGACGCCCCUCCGCCGCCGCCGCCUCAACCCGAUUACCCCUCGCCGCCCCCCAACGCCAUCCCGUUUACCAACAACGGGUCACAAAUCCCCAUCUACUACAAUCAGACCGUUGUCCUCCAAUGUUUGACAUCGGGAGUUGUCAGCCCUGUCUUGAUCAUCCGUAAGGUCGAUCACCAGACCACCGUUGUUGGUGGUGGAUUACAGGAAGGUGCCAAGGGUGUUGCCGAUCAUUACUGCGCCUUAGGUGAAGUGUGCGGAGACCCGGUCUCGCAACUGCACAAAAUUGCCUUCGAGGUUUAUGACGCUACGAAAGGCAUGCCCGAGCCAGGGACGCCCGGCCAGACUGGCACAUUCUUGUCCUGCAUGGGCGAGAAGGUUAACACCUACAGGCCCAUCGAAGGUCGUCAAUGGAACACGCAGAAUGGCUCGAACUCGCCCACGCUUCCUUCAUCUCCAAUCGCGUCCACUCCCGUAUCAUCAACCGGCAGCGAGUACUUCGGACACGGGUCGGUAGAUAGUGCCCCCGCGUCUCCGACAUCAGGCACAGCAGACUUCUUGUCCAACGACGGUGGCCGUGUCAAGAAGAAGCGAUCGACAUCGAGCGCCGGCGGCAUAGCGAAGACGAUGCCCAAGGGCCGAAGACGUCCGAGCUCUGCUGGAUCAGCAACGUCCGGCCGCCGUGGGUCUGGGAGCGACUCUGGCGCAUCAUCAGGUUCACUAUGGCAAGUUGACAUUGGUGAGACCAGCGUCUGGACCAUUGUUGGUACAGAUCAGAUCCGGUACAACUUCUACGUGCCACCUGUUCUCUUCGACAAUCAACACGCGCCGCAGACAGGCUCGUUCCCCAUCCCGUCAAAGCCUGUCACUCCCUUCCCUGGCGUCGUCAAGUACCUCCCCCCGGACAGGGCCUCAGAGGCUCCCAAAUCGAACUGUGCUUCGUCUCGCGCGGUUCUUUCCAAACCCAAUCCCCAUGCAUCCAAGAUGCUAACGGUGUACGGAGAGAACUUCUCGAAGACGGAUCCCGUAAGCGUGUUCUUUGGAUCGGAACCUUCACCAUAUGUGGAGGUAAGGUGCACCGAGGUUUUGGGCUGCUUGCCGCCAGAGAACCAGCUAGUGAAACGCCGGCCAAUCGUUCUAGUGCGAUCAGACGGUAUCGUCUUUCCUUCCAAUGUCAUGUAUCCAUAG